AUGCGCCAGGUGAUCGUCGUUUUGGCGGUUCUCGCCGUCGCCGCGGCUUUCGUCGUCCCUCAGAUCGACCUGACCACCUUGAAAUGUCUCACCUGCGUCGCCACGGUCACCGGCGUCGAGCUGAAGGUCAAGAGCGGCGAGGACGUCCUCAAGGAGGUUCCCUUUCCUUUAUUAUGUACUAUUUUGAGCUAAAAAAAAUGGACAUUUCCACAAUCCGCAUAGAAUUUUUUUUCAUAUUUUUUUCCACAUAUUCUCAAAAAAAUUAUAAUAUUUGGUGUGAAGUAUGUGGACUGAUAAAGGUGAAAAAUUCAUCUUGUGGUUGGGAUUUUGCUGAAAACUGACCAGAACAUCCCUUGAAGUACUAGAUGAAGAUUCUGAAAGUCUCAACCUGCACAACUUCCUAGUUUUCGAAAAAUAAUGGCUCAAGCUGAUUUUAAAGGAUUUCAAAAGUUUUCUUUGACUUUGAGAUGCCUCAUCUCAAAAACUUGAAAGUUGGCCAGGCUGGGACUUUCAGGAUCUUUUUCUGGCAUAUCGAGGAGUUUUCUGGCCAAUGUUCAGGCAAAUCCGAAACGUAAAGUGAAAUGAGAUUCCCUGUGAAGGUUUCGAAAAAAAUGUUCUUGUUUUCAGGAUGUUGACAAGAUCUGCCUGAAGGAAGCCCCGACUCCAGCCGCCGAAAAAGAAUGCGAAAGUAUCGCCGAAGACGGCGUCGAAAUCAUCGUCGACGGAAUCCAGAAGAACGAGCCGCCCAAGAAGAUUUGCCAGCAGAUGAAAAAGUGCUAAUUCUUUUCUUUCCAUUUAUUGUCAGUACAAAAUGAAUUCGUUUUCUAGUCAGUUUUUAUCAGUUCUUGCGUCACUAGAAAAUGCUUUUUGAACAGUUUUUUUUUGGCUAGAGAUCCGAAAUGAUAACAUUUUUUUGAGAAUAUACGGCCUAGAGUAAUUGAUAAUAAAAGUUUUGAACAGACAUUUUUUUGAGAGAAAUGCAGUAGACGAAACUACUUAAUUUGUUACUUUGGCCUGUCGAAUUUAUUAACUUUUUUAAUUUGAAAUUACCGAGCGAACCAACUAUUCCGUUUGAUCGAAAUGUGACUUUUUCUCUCAAAACUCGAUUUUUUUUUUGUAAAAGUGAAGUAAUUGGUCUUCUCAAAUGCCAUUAACAGCCGUAAGUGAUCCUCCUAGUGUAUUAUUUUACUCUUAAGGGAUUCUUUGAUAGGCCCAACAGCUCCGUUUGCCCUAGGUGUAAACUUAGUCAGAACUCGAAUACCCAUUUUCAAACUGCAAAGGCGGUAAUUUAAAAAAAAACUGAAAUAUUUGCCAAACUGCAGUUGUUUUAACUAUGCCAUAAAAAGCUCAACUUCUGCCAAAAAACCCUCCUAUUUUAUCUUUAUGUUCUAGUCAACCCAAGAACCGGUCCAAUUCAGUUUUGGCGCGACGAGAUUUUGCAACCCGACGUUCCUCCAACAGAAGAUUAUAUAUCGCUUCUUUUCCGUUUCUUCCCGCGGAGAAAACAGUGAAAAGAUCAUUGAUAAGCGAGAAAUUCCCGAGAAAAAAUGGUUGUCUUCAAGGAGAACUGUUCAAAAUAUGAGAAAGAUAGAUUUUUUUUUUCAUGGAAACUAAGGAAAAGCGGAGAAGCUCUCCAUCAAGCAAAAAAUAAGGUUUGGACAUUUUCAAUAAAUAUUGGUUUAUUUCUGAUUCUCACAGAAGUUUCACACUUUUCACUUUUAAACUCGACUUUCGCUGCCGCCACUUGACCUACUACUCCGUGAGAACACAUUUUUAUCAGAUUUCCUGAGAUUUUUGAUGUCUUGCCGUGAAUUUCGAUAAUAAAACAGAAAGUUCAGAGUAAAGUGGAAUUUUUCUAAAUUGGUGUACUUCUCUAGUCAAGUCUUUUUUUUCGAGGUGAUAAAAUGAUUUGAUAAACUAACAGCAAUUAUCUGGAAGAAAUGAAUCUUAAGAAUAAAAAAUAACUAGAUAUAUUUUUCCCGACUUGAAAGGAGAGAUGGUAGAUUGGCUAGGUUGACGCGUUGCGUACGCGACGCGGCUUUUGGCGGGAAAUUCGAGGCCAAACGAAAUCAUGGAAAAUGUGCAAAAAAACAUCAUUUUCAUACUUUGAUUGCUGCAAAUAAAUUAUUUAGAAACCCUGAAAAAUAAAAAAUAUCGGAAAACUGUCAAGAAAAAGAGAAAAAAAGGAAGCUUGCAUUUGAACUCGUAAUUCCCGCCAAAAAGCCGCAUCGCGCACGCAACGCUUCAGCCUGUCCAAUCCACCCAUUUCUCCUUUCAAGGCGCGAAGAAUUGACUAUGUUUUUGCAUUAUUCGUGAAGGGGAAAGAGAGCGCAGGCAGGUCAGAAUAUUCCAAGCCAUUGCGAAUGGACUAUAAAAUAAAAAAGAUUCUUGACACUUUUUUCCGUUCAAGAUGUUGUGCGGUUCCAGCUGCUUUGCAUCUUUGGAAAUUUCGAGGAAAGGGACAAACAAGAUGAAAAGCGCGGCGCAUCCCGAAAAAAAGUAAUUGUACAACGACGACAGACGUUUGGUUGUUCUUCUUGGCCGGCGGCGGUGUUGGUGGGCGGAGCCAGUCGUCGUCCAGUCCUCUCCUCACUUCCUCCGUUUCUCCACGCCGAUAUAUCCGAUCUAUCGACGCGUUCGUGACCAGCCCCGCCGUCGAUUUCGUUUUGAUUUCGAUUUCGACACGCGCGGCUUCAUGGACCUACGACGGUCCUACAGCCGUGCCAUCUUCGAUAGGCCUGUACUUUUUGUCGUCGUCCCCAUUCUUAUAACUGCCGUCCUUCCAGCUGUUGUCUUACAUUUUCAGCCCGUCCGCUUGUCCCCAAAUGCAGAAGUGGUCAGUUUUCAGAGAUUUUUUACUCAAUUUUUAUUCAUUUUACCAAUUUUAAAACUUGCUCCUUAUUUUUAUUCCCUUUUUUUCAUUUUUUAGGGAGUAAAUAACGAAAUUUUCCUUUUGCGCGUUUUUCUUGAUGUAUGUUCUGCAUUUAUUGUUGCGUACGAAACAUCAAAUUCCACGACUAAAACAGUUAUUUUUUAAUUUUUUCCUGUUUUUUUCAUGGAAUUAUUCGAAGAACUGUUUUUUGAUUCUUAUAUCAAUAUUGCAUAUAGAAAAAAAAACUGAAUUUCUCUCGCAAUCGAAAAAAAAUGCGCAAAUAGUUAAAAAAUUAUAUCAUCUUUUCCGAUCAUCCGUAUUUUUGGUUAUUUUUGCAAGUCGUUCUGUUUAUUUUCAUGCUGUUCUGUAUAUUUUUAUUUGAAAAGCAUAUUUAUGAAAUAGAAAGUUUUCUCACAAUUUUUUUCGAGUUUGUCCUGUUUUUCCACAGAACUCUUCAAAAAAAUUAAUUUUUUUGUGCAGUUUUUUUCUGGCAGCAUUUUUACAUUUUGCACAAAAAGCUUCUUCUAGAAGCUCGCGAAUAAUUGUCAGUAUUGCAGGAAGAAUAAUUAACAAUUUGAGUGAAAAUGGAGAUUUUUUUGGAUUCGGCAGAUUUAUUUUGUUGAUGAGCAUCGAAACAUUUAGCAACAAGUGUUUGAAGAAUUCAUUUCUCUCUUUUUCACUCUUGAAAUUUAUUCUGCUUCUUUUUCUUGACCUUGUGAUUGAAAGAUGUCCAUUUUGCGGGAGAAAGAACUCACGAUUUAUUGCUUCUCCUUCUUCGUUUAUCAUGAAAAUUUAUUCGUUUUGUAGUUUUUUGAUAGCUGACUUUUUUUCGUUAUUUUUUGAGCUGGAAAAUUAUUUAUUCAAUUAUUUAUCAUUUCCGUAUCUUGUAACUAUUUGAGCUUUGUUCUAAAUUUUUGAGAUUUGAGACUCCUUUUUUCAUUUCCUUUCUUGAAGUUCAAGUUUAAGGUUUUAUUGAAUUGUUCCAUCUUCUAAACAACUUCAAAUUACGAGUAGAUCUCAGUUUCCCAUGCAGAUCGCUGGCAAAUCGGCUAGUAUGACGAAAAAGUUUCAUACAAACUUUCGUUUAAUCGCACUUGAGAGUAGCAACUUCCCACCAAAAACCAGCUUCUCCUCUUUUUUUGGCGUUUCUUUCCGAUGUCAUAAUCCAUAAGCGUUGUGCCAUCCUUCCGAAAAUGGUAUAUAAGCACGCGGUUUUGACGAUUUGAAAGCCGCCGGGGCGAUCGGCCAAGCGGAACCAGUUUCUGGGUCCUCGGGACGGCCAACCGACCUCACAUUUAUGUCCACUCGUCGCAUGGGGAGAAGUAAGAGUACGAAAGGGAAAAGGUCAGAAUUGAUACAUUUUGCGGUCCGAUUCGUUUUCGUUCGAGAAAUCGGAGAAAAAAAAGACUAACCUAUGAUUUGGAACUAUCAACACAGUGUAAGCAUAAAUACGUUGUCAAAAAUAGAGUCUCCUCGUAAAAUUACUGAAGUUCUAUUUUUUAAAUAUUGUUUUUUUUUUUUAGAAUAGUAAUCGGAGUUUCUUCAUUCUCAGAAAAGAUUUUAAUUUUUUUUUCAAGAUUUAUUCAGAAUAUCGAAAAUUGUAAGUGAGUUUUCCGAAAUAGCUUUUCUUUUUUGAUUUUUUUGAGUCUUUGAUUCUUUUUUUGCUCUAUUAAAUACCCCAGGAAGUUCUUUGUAAAGGCUUUGAAACUUCAAAAAAUUUUAUUUACCCGGUUAGGUUUUUUUUUUUGAAAAUACCUGUUUUACCACUUUUCGUCCUUUUUUAGUGUUACUUUUUCAUCGAGACACUCUUCAACUUACCUGAAAACCUUUUUUUUUUGUUCUUACUGUUGAUCAUCUUCUGAUUUCCUUACAAGGAAGUCUUGAAUACUUGCGGUUUGAAACUUUCUGAAAAUUGCCCAAAACACUCCUUGAUUUACCAAAAGAACGUUCUGAAUGUUUCAACCUCUAAAACAUCCAAUUUUUCAGGAAAUGAAGGCUUAAAUUCUCUAGACAGUAUUUCAACGGACUUUGAGGGUUUUCAUUGAAUUCGAGGUGUCAUUUUUUUAAAAACUGCAAAGUUGUUUUAAAAUAAUCAUCCAGUACAUCAAGAAGAAUCCUAAACAUAUUUUUAAUAUUUCCCAAUCCCAAAAUUGAAUGUCCUUCCGCUAGUGUGUCAUUUGAAAUCUGCCGUGAAAAAUAAAUGAAAUUUGCUUUUUUUAAAUAUUCCAAGGAACUACUUAGAAAACUUCUUUUUCCUCAAAAUUAGCAACGAAAAAGGAAGACUCGAUUCACUUCCCGUAAUGGACAAGACGAAGGUCGUUUUGCAGGGAUUCGACACGAAAGACACGCCGUAUUCGGGGCCGCGGCUCGCCUGGCAACGCAUCCAAUCGACGCUCACCCUCAGCAAUCGCGUCAACUUUGCGAAUCCGCGAGCCGUCAACGCGACGGCGACCCGACAGCCCAGCACUCGCCGCCCUGAUGAGGUCGCCGUGCCGAGUCGCCCGCGAGUCCGUCGCAGUUGGGCCGACCAGCUCCUCCAGGCGAUCAACAACGUCGCCUGCUACGACGCCCCCAUUCCAUUGAGUUGGUCUUCCACUGACUUUUUGAUGGGUUUUCGCAACCGAAGAGGGUUUUGUGUGACUUGAGACCGUAGAAAUUGGAUAGGUGAUUUCUAGGAAGAUGAUAGAAUUUCCUUUCAGUAUGAAGUUUAGAAAUUUUUAGAAGAUUUUCCAAACACUCCUGGAGAGUCUUUCUGACGUCCCGCGCAAGUUUAUAUUUUUAAAGGCUGGGUUUCGAAAUUCGCGUUUUUUCAAACUCAAAAUUAGGACUGAAACCAACUUUUCUUAACUCAGAAAAAUCAUAUUUCCAAAACGGAAACUCUGAAUAAGUUAUCCUGAAUCUUAAUCAGGACUUCCAGAUAAUUUUCGAAAAAAUUCAUAAGAAACUUCAAAUUUUCACUAAAGAGACCUUCCCUGUGAAGAGAUAUGAUAAGUAAAAAUGAAUUUGAAACCAAAAACAGUAUUUUCAAAAUAUUCGCCUUUCAGAGAACCAAAAAGGAAUAAAAAAAGACCAAGAAUCGUUAUUUUACUAGGUGGUUUAGAUAUUUAUAAAAAUUUGCCUGAAACUCUUCAAACUCGGAAUUUGGUAACCGGACGCGUCCCGGACCUUUCUGUAGGGACCGCAGACGAAUUUUCAAAAAAUUUUUUUCAGCAUUGAGCUUUGUAUGGUUCGAUAGCUGUUUCGAUUCAAAAACUCAGAACCGUUUAGUUUUUUUCAAAAAAAGAUUGAGGAUGAAAAAAAGUUAUGACGGAAAAUGUGGCGCGCCGCGCACCAUUUUUAGUACUGAAAUUUUGGUAUUAUCCAUUUUUGACAUUUUUCUCGAUUUUCCUUCUAGAACAAGUUUUGAUACUGGUCUAUUAUGAUGUAAAAAAUCAUAAUAGAGUGCUAAAAUGAUGCUAAUCAGCUAGUUUGCCGAAAAAGUCUGUAUUUUGCAGAAAACAAAAAACUGGCGCUUGCGGGCAUCGAACUCGCGACCUCAAAAUGAAAAAUCGGAGCGCACGCGCUGCGCCAAGCUGUUAGGUCCAGCGCGGGGAGCUUCCAUCCGCCUUACCCUUGAGCCGUUUAAAUAGCACAGAUUGCCUAUUUCAAAAAUAAAAAUUUGAAGUAAUUUAGCUAUUUUUAUCAGAAUAUGUUCGCAAAUCUUUACUCAAACGUUUCGUGGAAAAUCAUUUCGAAAAAACUGUUUUUUCAGUGCUUUUUGCCUCAUUUAACGAUCGCUGCAUUAAAAACGGCCCCGUAUAUUUUUCGGCAAAGACGAAUUUUUUUAUUUUAUUCUUUUUAAUUGAAAGAUUUUUUUUACUAAUAAAUGUAUAUAAUCGUUUGAAAAAAACCUGCGUUCGACCGCUUUCUGUGUGAUAAACGCCGCUAAUUUUAUUCUCUAUUUUCAAGAGCAUUUUUUUGCGUAUUAAACAACUUUUUUUCAAGCAAAGAUGCUGUAGAGAAAUAUUUAAGUAAGCUCAUGAUCUAAAUUUUUGAAAAAAACGAAAAACUCGAUUAUAUUCGCUUAUUAACGAUAUUUUGAUUUAUGACUUUCGGCGCUCCCUAAAUUUUUUUGGCAAAGACGAAUUUUUUUAUUUUAUUGUUUUAAAAAUUACCGUUACUUGAAUCAAAAAUCAUUAUUUAAAAAAAGAAAGAGUGCGUUCGACCUAAAAAAACACUUGAAAAAGCAAAAAACGAUAAAAAAUUUUUAGUUCCAUUCACGUUUUUGUACGACAUUCCGCGCGAACGCAUCAAAAAAACGUGAAAUAUUUUUUAAACGAAAGAGGAAGCUUUUCUGUACAUGUGUGUCAAAUUUUAUUCGCCAGUUCCACAUAUUUUACAACUACAACAAAAUGAAAGUUGAAAACCAAAAAAAAGCCACUUUUUCUAUCGCGAAAAGGGGCGUGGCUUUGCGGUCACUACCUUUCUGAGCAAUUCUAGGGAUCACUUAAGAAAGCUGACGCCGUUAAAGUGGUCAUUAGAAAGGUUCAGAAACGCCCCGUUUCCGUCAACAAGGUCCCAGAAUGUCUGUACAUAAUACUUUUGCAGUGGACCACCUCUCCCAAGUCGUAAUCGAACUCGACGACUACGAGCAGCUCUACGACCUGAACUUGUUGGAGAAACUCUGCCAGAUGCACGGGAACAUCAGCAAGCCGCUGGCCAAGUUCGACGCCUUCACGCCCUACCGCAACAUCUGGAGCGUCGCCAACAUGUUCUCCUGUAUCUCGCCGAACAUGAGGGUCAACUGCUCCCAACUCGACGCCGACGACUUGAAACUGGUCCGGCCGAUCGUCGAGACCUGCUGGAAGUUCCGGCCCAAGAUCUUCGACUGCAAACUCAAGUGCACUGACAACGUCAAGUGCGAAUUUUGUCGGGGUGAUUAUCUUCUUUCAAUGGAUAUCUAGGAACUCCAGAGUGGCCUCUAUAGGGGUUAGAGGAAAAAACAGACUUUGGAAAAGUAUAUAACUGUUUCGCUGGUGUCUUAAGAUCCUCUUUUGAUCUUUUAUCAAGUUAGAUUUCUAAAUAAUUAUUGAAACAGUGCGCAAAAAAAAAGAGGACUAGACACUUCUACAGUGUUUAUGCCACACGGUAGCUGUGAAGGAAGUAACAUCCCCGAAAUGAUGAUUCUUCAUUUCCCAGGGAUCCCAGUUGAAUGCUCGAGUCAGAUCAUCUUCGACCUCUUCUACCGUGUUCUGCCCAAGUCGAUGACGUCACGGCCAUUUCAACUCAACACGUUUCUACCCGUGUUUACCCUGACGGGCUACAUCACCCAGAAUAUUCAAAUCAACGUUCGACUUUACGACGACCUCGAAAACUCGAUCGUCGCCUACACGUCGAAAAACGACUUGAAACUUAGAGGUGUGAUUUUCUAGGGAGGGAAAACGUAUCAAUUAUUCGAAAAUUUUGCAGUUAGAUUCGAUUUAAAAUCAUUACUGAUCUUCUGAAGAUCGAAAAUGAACUUAUUUGAUCAGUUCACCAUUUUGGGAGUUUCGUGGUCGCAUUUGGAAUGGCUCUAAUCUCAAUGGCGGCGUCUGACUCGAAACGGUUUGCGCGUGGCGGAAUAAGAAAGAUUUUUCCAACCGCUACGCUUGGAGCCAUUCCAAAUGCGACCACGUAUAUUGAAGGGUUUUAUGAUUGAAGUUUGGAGAAGAGAUUUUUAAAAGAUGUAAGAGUCUGUGCAAAACGUAGUCAUAUCGUUUUUUGGCCGAAUCAUUUUCUUAAAUUUUUUUUUGUUGUGAAACGGCUUUGAUUAAAAUAGGCCCCAAAUAUUCUCACCAAAUGAAAAUUCGGAGUGAAAAUCAAAGUUUUCAAUAUUUUUCUAAUUCCAGGCGAAGAUAAGUUUCACAGAGAUCUAAUUUUGAAAAGACUUUCAAACUUUUCGCUAGUGCUAUUUUUUGAUAAGCCAUUUCGAUACUUGAAAACGGAAAAAGGGAAUUUUUUGUUUUUUCCAGGCCUUUUGAUGGACAUAAAACGUGAUCGACUUCUUGAAGCCGCUAUCAAAGUUAUUAUCCUUGGAAAAACAGUGUUUUAUCGAUGUUUUUUCUAGGAUUCUUACCUAGCCAUCGUCGCUGCCUUGCUGGUGAUGCUCGUCGUGGCUAUUCAUUCAGAAUCUCUUCUAUACGCCUUCGCCGUCGUUCUUCUACUCGCUCUGUCGGUUUUCGGUGAGAAAUUGACAUCUGUAGACCGCACAGAUGGGCGGAACGGCAGAGAGUUCAUAAAAAGGAAAGAAUAUAGCCGAAUAGUCCGUUUUUCGCGACUUGAAAGGACUCCUCUGCGCCUCCUCGUCUCUCGUCGACCCUCUCAUGUUGACGUGCUAUUUUCGUGUUUCUCUGACCGCGCCGGAGAGGGAACAGAGAGACGCAGACGCGCGAAAAAGGUCAUCCCGCGGUGAAAGGACUGCAAAACUAUUCCUAUUUAGAGUUUAAAAAAAGAUUUUUUUGAAUAGGCUAUUGUACUUCAGAAAAAGCCCUGGAAUAAUAAUUAUUAUCGCAAUUUUAAGCUUUUCCCCAUCUUUCUGUAUUAAAGUAGCCUGAUAGGAGAUUUCCUUCUUUUAAAUAGACAUAUUCUUGAGUUUGGCCGUUUUUUUUCCAAUGAAGUUUUUCUCUUUCAAAAAUUAUCUUUUCGCGUUUUUUAAAGCUUCCUUGGCUUUCUCUAAAAUACCAUCUCAAACCUAAUAUUUCAUUUUUUCUGAAAGUCUUCUUGAAAUGAAAGGUUCCAAUUUUGAAGCUUCCUUGGCCUUCUACGCCAUCUUCACCGACGAGUUUCCAUUGCUCAAUUUGGUCACAUUCGUUCUUCUGAUCGCCAUCGGCUCGGACGACGCUUUUCUCCUCAGAACCAACUUCCCGACUCACAUCGAUGAGGAUUCCUUCCAUGAGGUUCGUAUUUUUUUCAUAAGGGGGGUAGAUAGUCGUCACGAAUAAAAAUUGACUUGUCUUACGUAUGGAAAUUUCCAAAAAAAGUAAAAAGUUCAUGAAGAUUACCGAAAAAAAGAACAAGAAAUCCAUGGAAAUGUUUGAAGUGUCUGAUGCACACGGCCUUCACAAUGUUCCUGACGUCAUUUUCGACGGCCGUCCCGUUUUUCAUCAACGUCACCUCGAAUGUUGUCGCUUUUCGGUUAGUUUCACUAAAAUUGAAAGAUUUGAUAAUAAAAUUUUUAAAUCUGGGAUUUCGUCCGAAAAAUAGGUGAUUUAUUGUUCUUGGUCGUUUUUAAAUGUUAAAAACGACGCUUCUUUGCAGGAAAAUUAUUGUUUUUUGGUCUUGAUAGGGGUGAAAUUACUUAACUGUUUCACUCGAAAUAUAUGACAGAGAAGGCUAUUUUUUUUAAAAAUUUGAGUUUUUCUCGUUAAGAAGAAUUGAUAUUAAAAAAAUAACCGAUUAAAAAAAGAAACUUAAGGUGUUUCGGACUGUUUGCCGGUGUAACAGUAAUCAUCAAUUACCUGCUGGUUGUCUCUUUUUUGCCCGCGUUUCUUCUCGUUCAGCGAAAGUAAUAUUUUAUCGAUUGAUUAUUGAGAAGUUCUCUUCAAAAUCAGAUAUCUCGAUUGUAUCCCAUCGCCGCCGAUUUUCUUCAAAUCCCAGUGCUCUCACCUUCUUCACAGGAUUCUUCCUCACGUUUUGAUUCAGGUGAGAAGAAAAUCUUUGGCCAGGUGUCCUAACGGAUGUACCCGUACCAAACAAGUGUUUUUUGAGGGUAUUUGAGUUGAGAGGAUACCGGAAAAAAACGGGUCCAAGAAAAAUAGAUACUUUUUUUUUUCGAAAAUUUGAGGUAAAAAUGCCGGAUAUUCUAGCAGCUUUACGGGCUCGAUACGGGCACGCCCGCUAAGAGCCCUUGUUUGAUUAACUCGUUAACUUAAUUAGCAGGAAGGCCAAUGGGUUUACCCGUUUAAAAACACCUGUUUUUUUUUUUUUGAAGCUAUUUCAGCCUCAGUUGGGCUAAGUCGGGAGAACAACGGGUGCACGGAAAAAAAGAUGACCCGGCUGUGGGGGACGGAAUUUUCUACCAUCUUCACGGGCAAACCCGCUGAAAGCCCUUUUUUGAACGGCUGGUUAAACUCUUCAGAAUGAGAGUCAAUGUAAUUUUCGAAGCAAUACUUUGAAGUUUCAAAUGAUCUAUAACUCUCCAAUGUUCUGUUAUCUUUCUUCACUCUAUGACUUACUUUCGUGGAUAUUCAUUGACUUCAGCGUAUGAAGAUAUCAGCCAACAAACAACUCUCAAAAUUCAUAAAUGAGAUGAGGACAACGGUAAAAUGUGUUUUUAAUAGAUUUUUCCAUCUUGAAUAUUUUAUAAAGAAAAUUCUAUCUUUGCAAUUUUAAGGGGCGCUACAUUUAUCUGUCCCUCUUGACGAUCGCCGCGAUUGGCGGCGCUGUGAUCACCUGGGACGGGCUUCAUUUACCUGAGUACAAUCCCUUGCAGUUGUUCACCUCCUCGAACCUGCAUGAGUGGUUGGUUUUGAGAAAAUUCAUUUUUAAAAUUUUUUUCUGUUUUUUGAGGUCACCUUUUUUUAUUUGAACUACCUUAGAAAGCUUUUGGAAACGCAGCAUUCGAAAAUCGGAGAUGCAAGAAGAGAAAUUUUUUUUAUUCUCUUCAUUUUUCCUUUGUCGAGUUCAUGAACAAGUUGCUUACCUGUUCAGGUACGACAACAACGCCGAGAAGAACUUCGAGUUUGUCGCGGCGAAAAUCGCUAUUCCGCUGACGGCUCGCGUCGUCUGGGGCGUCCAGCCCGUUAAAUCACUUUCCACUUUCAAAACGUUUGCCACGACUCCCUUGAUGUGAGCUUAGAAUAGCUUGAAAUCCGAAUAUUUCAUGUUUUGCAGGUCUGAUGAAGGGUUCUCCCUGUCAAACUCGGAUUCGGUCAAAUCCCUGGCCGGAACUUUGCACAAGUUCCGAAGUUUACCCUUUGUCCAACAUGAGGCCCCAUUUUGGCCCGAACGGUUUUUGGCCUGGUCUCUGGCUUAUCCCUGCUCUCAAGGGUGAGCUCUCGAUUUUUCAAUUUUAGGGUUUUUGAUAGUAGAUUGAUCAGUACUUUUUCCGAAGUUUACUUUAUAACCCUUUUUUCAGUCUUAUUGGUCAUUUUUCCGAAUUUUCGAAGAAGUUAGAUACCAUUUUUACAGAUUCUUGUGCUGCAACAUGUCUCACGCCUUGUUUUCCAACUCUUACCUUGACUUUUGCCUCCGAAAUUCGACCACUUAUCUUCCCACUUCCUACAACGACACGCCCAUUUUCGACAAUAGCACUUUUGCUCUCGUCGGGUUCGUUUGUAAUGUACAAAAGUUCAAAACUACAUUGAAAAAUAUGAUCGUCAAUAAUCCAGAAGACAACUAACAGAAUUGGCGAAAAUCGGAAAAAUUCUAUUGGACCCUUUUCGAUAACUUUUCAGUUUCUCUUCAACUUGUUAAGGUUUAUUACCCGUUUAGUACCGUUUUUUCAAUCUUCCCGUUCAGAAAACCUAUCAGUUCGAAACGGGUUUUGAAAAGCUAUUCUUUAUUAAACAUUUCACUUUCCUUUUUAAGCUGUUCCAAACAGUACAAGGUAAAUACUGAAAAACCGAACCUUUCUUAUUCAUUUUCCAGUCAUUUUGUAGCCUUUUUGAACCGAUUUGAGGUAAAAGUUCACAUAACAAGUGCAAAAUUGGAGUUUUUGGGGGAAAAAGAGGAAAAUUUCACCUGAAGAGCAUAUCUGUAGCUAUUUUCGGAUGAUAAGAUUAUGAAAGAUUCUCCAUUUUUUUCUUAAAAUAUUCAAAAAAACAUUGAAUUUCUUUUUAGAUACACGGCAAUGUUCCCGACGAAACUCCGUUACAACCAUCGAUUUUCCCAAUUGUCGAAAUCUUUCGAUUUUCUCGACCAAUUGAGGCCCGAAAAUGGCUGGUGGGUUCCUGAGUGGUGGCUCAUGUCUACCUGGUAUGCUUCGAUGAAAAUCCGAAUCUUUAGACUUUUUUUGAGGUACGAUUUGCUGCAAUCAAUUGUCAGUGAUUGUCUAUCCUCUGUGAUUGGAUCCGUAGCUUUCGUGGCGCUUUUCGCCUUCAUCCAGCUUCGGUUACAGGUACUGUUCAAGGAAAAAGAGGAAAAUUCGCCAGAGGGUUCAGAAAAAUCAAAAAAAUGACUUGAUCUAGAAAAUUGACAUGCAUAAACUUCUAAAAAAGUCGUUUUUUUUUCGUUUUGUCAAUUUUCUGAACCAUUUUUGAAGCUCGAUUUUCGUUAAAUUCUGGUUACUGUAGACAGUAGGCUAAAAAAUAAAAUGUUCCCUAAACAAAACUUCCAGUCAAAAUUGUUCAGAUAUGAAAGAAAAACAUUGUUUUCAGCAUUUUCUGUACAAAAUUUUUUUUAACUUGAUUUCUUCCUAGGAAAAAAGUCGAUAUUUCCUUAAAAACAACAAUUUCUUCCAAAUUUUGAGUCAUUCUUGAGCAAGAACCCCCCACUUCUAUUCCUGAUUAUGAAACCUUGAGCCUUUGUCUUUAUGAAAAAAUAGUUCUACGAAAAUUCCCCCAGGUUGGAUAGUUGACCUUCAUUCGGCCGAUGGUGGUCAAUUCGAAUUGACUCAACUUUGAGGUGUCCUUCCUCGAAAACUAGGAAGUUUUGCAGUCUCAGAUUUUCAGGAUUUCAUUUCGGAACAUCAAAAAACGCUAUCCCAUCUCGAAGAGAUCCCAAGCCUCCCUUGUCAUCGGGAAAUUCAGGCGUUCACAGCCGUCGUGACUAUAACGUGCAUCAUCGCGGUGUCGUCGGGGAUCGUGACCCAACUCGGCUGGGUGAUCGGAGUCCUCGAGGCGAUCAUCCUCGUGUUGGUCGUCGGCCUCUCCUUCGACUACACCCUCCACUACGGCGCCGCCCUGCCUUCCCGUACCAGAAUCUGUCCUGAAUAUUCAUGAAACGGGAGACUUUUCCAGGCGGAUGCGCCAAACAUCGGAUCCGCGAGGCGACCGUCCGCGGCGUCGGGCCCGUCACCCUGGCCGCCUUCACUUCGUUUCUCGCCGGCGCGUCCAUGCUCUUCGCCAAGACCCAUGCUUUUUACCAAGUGAGGAGGGGAAGGAACAGAAAAAAGACCCAUUAUCGAUCGAUUAUCAACUUCAAUCAAUAAUUCAGGUCGGAGUGUUCCUGGUGGUGAUUUCCUCGACGAGCUGGGUCUUCGCCACCUUCUUCUACCUGCCAAUGCUCUCCCUGACACUCCCACGCCUCGUCGAUUCCUGUGUUUUUUGUGAAAAGUUCCAAAAUUCCCUACAACUUGAGGCCAAGAUCUGA
Molecule: messenger RNA, 14140 nt
Organism: Caenorhabditis auriculariae
Lineage: Eukaryota; Metazoa; Nematoda; Chromadorea; Rhabditida; Rhabditidae
Source: the annotation of a GenBank genome assembly